AUGCGAUUGAACUGGUUUUCCGGCGCCUCGCGGCUCUUGAAAUACGGCCGGAAUGGAAAACUGCUGACUCGGGGAAAGAGCAGCAAGGCGACCUCGAGCAGCCUGGACGCGCAGCAUCAGGAUGAUGCGACCGCCGAGGCGGGGAAGUCGGAAUCCGUGGAGGAGUCGCCGGAGCAGCAACAGAAAUUGCCCACCCGUGAGCCGCUGGCCAAGAACUUCUUCAUCGGAGUGGUGGACAAGGAGCUACUGGCCUAUCCGGAGGUGAUAGCCCGCGACGAGAUGGCCCAGCUGCAGAAUGCGCUGCUCCCGUUGAAGAAUUACUUCGAAGAGCCCCGUGAAGCGGAGGAGGAGAAGCCUAAUCCUCCCGAGAACCUCCGUCAGCUGGGACUCUAUGGCCUGAAUGUGCCCACGGACUACGAGGGACGGGGCUACGGCUGGAGCGCCAGUCUGAUGGCCAGUGAACCCGAUUCCACGGAUAUCAAUGUAACCCUGGGACUGCAGACCCACCGCGUGGUUGUGGAUCUCCUGAACGAAGUGGGCACUCCGCUGCAGCAGCAGAGAUACCUGCCGGAUCUGGCCACCGGCAAGCUGAUAGCCACCGAGGCCAUCUACGAGUACUCGCCGCCCGAGGAGGACUACUUCAGCACCCAGGCGGAGCUGCUGCCGGAAACCGGCAAGUGGCUGCUCCACGGCGAGAAGGCCUAUGUGGUCUGCACGCCCGGCGAGCGUCAGCUUUUCCUGGUCCUCGCCCAAACGCAGCAGCCGAAUGUGCCCGGUGCCCUGGGUCGUGGCACCACCAUCUUCCUGGUGGACUCCCAGCAGGAGGGAGUGCGUCUGGGUGAAAGGCAUGCCACCUUCGGCUGUCGCCAGGCGGAGAUCCGGCGGGUGCACUUCGACCAAGUGAAACUGGGCGCCGAUCAGGUGGUGGGCCUGCCGCACGACGGCAAUCGGUACUCCGAGCAGCUGGUGCGAUCCUCCCGCUUCAGGGGAAGCCAGGUGGGCGUGUCGCUGGCCAAGAAGCUGCUCAACGAACUGGCCCAGUACACUGUCAGCACAACUCAGUGUGGAGUCCAACUUAAGGAUUUGGAGCUCACCCGAGUCCACUUGUCGCGAGCCAUGUGUUCCGUCUAUGCGAUGGAGAGCAUGCUCUUCAUGACCGCCGGCCUGCUGGACGAGUUCCGUGCCCAGGAUGUGACGUUGGAGAGUGCGAUUACCAAGUACUUUACCCUGCGGCAGCUAUACGAGAUUGCCUCCCAGAACCUGGGACUCGUGGGACCCAAGAGUCUGCUCAGCGGCGAGGCCACGGAGCUGGGACUGCGAGAUGCGGCUCAGCUGUGCACGCAGGGUGAAUCAAUGGACACGCUGGGCAUGUUCAUUGCCCUCACCGGAUUACAACAUGCGGGGCAAGCCAUGAAUGCGGGCGUGCGAAAGUCGAGGAAUCCCCUCUUCAAUCCCGGACACAUAUUCGGCAAGUUCCUCGACACCAACAACAUCGACAAUCCCAAGACCAAGAUGCAGCUGUCGGAGCAUGUGCAUCCCUCGCUGGAGGCGGCAGCCCAGUGCAUUGAGCACUCGGUGGCCCGUCUCCAGAUGGCCGUGGAGCUGAUGCUGACCCGUCACGGGAAUGCGGUGGUGGAGCGCCAGAGCGAAAUGCAGCGCCUGGCGGAGGUGGGCACCACCAUAUAUGCCAUGUGGGCCAGCGUGGCGCGUGCCUCCCGAUCCUACUGCAUUGGACUGCCGCUGGCGGACCACGAACUGCUCACCGCCACGGCCAUUUGCUCGGAGGGCAGGGACCGCGUGCACACCCUCUGCACGCAGGUCUUCGGCGGCAAUUUCGUCAACAACGACAACAACCUGGUGCGACUCUCCAAGCAGCUGACCAAGAGCAAGGGCUACUUCCCCGUCCAUCCGCUGACGUUCAACUUCUAGGCCCAGCCGGUAGUUUAGUUUAUUAUUGCCUUAACCAUUAAAGAGAAUAUUUGUUAUUGAUAACUCACUGGGGUUUAAAUUUAAAUU
Molecule: messenger RNA, 2016 nt
Organism: Drosophila takahashii
Lineage: Eukaryota; Metazoa; Arthropoda; Insecta; Diptera; Drosophilidae
Gene: Egm
Product: acyl-CoA dehydrogenase family member enigma
Molecular function (GO): flavin adenine dinucleotide binding; acyl-CoA dehydrogenase activity
Source: RefSeq, a predicted model, not a curated record